Copidosoma floridanum is the source of this 1660-nucleotide messenger RNA. RefSeq names its product inactive peptidyl-prolyl cis-trans isomerase shutdown (gene shu). Gene Ontology annotation, cellular component: cytoplasm. Gene Ontology annotation, molecular function: Hsp90 protein binding; peptidyl-prolyl cis-trans isomerase activity. The record is from RefSeq and is a predicted model, not a curated record. NCBI's taxonomy places the organism in Eukaryota, Metazoa, Arthropoda, Insecta, Hymenoptera, Encyrtidae. Gene Ontology annotation, biological process: piRNA processing; spermatogenesis.
CUUAGCUUUAUGAGUCAUUCAUAAUUUUCACAAGAAGGAACACGUCUUGACACGUCGCAAUUAGCAGUAGCAAUUUGUUUUACGACAAAUAACAACAUCUCUUCAGGGUGGUUGUAGCUGACUUAUUUGUUACGAAUCAGCAAUGUCAAACAAAACAUCCAAUGUUAUCAAGGCGGGAGAAGGUUUCACUAUUGAUCAAAUCCUGAAUAGUGAUGGUUUUACCUUGGAUACAGGUGACUUUGCAGAUCUUAUUGACGAAGAGGAUGACUUUGACUUCAAAAAGACUACUCAACUGAGCAAUGAAGAAAUUUUAAAAUUUUUGAGCCUGCAAGAUGACUCUGAUGAAAAAGAGGUCAAUGAAAAUGAACAUAUUCCAUUUGUUGGAAUAGCAUUUGAUACCCUAAAGCCCAAGAUGAAAAGCAUUUAUGGCAAUGGAGAGAUUUUGAAAUUGAUCAAAACAGAAGGUCAUGGUGAAACUAUUCCCAAAGAUGCUCAAGUUACAGUCGAAUAUGUUGGCUAUUUUGAACAUCAGGAUGAACCCUUUGAUUCAACGUUCUACAUGCGAGACAAAAAAGCAAUUCUUCGUUUGGGACGAGGUCAAGUUUUACAAGGCCUUGAAAUCGCCAUAUGCUCAAUGAAAAAAUUUGAAAAAGCCCUUUUCAUUAUUCAGCCUAGCUUAGCUUAUGGUGAAUUAGGAUGCUUGCCUCGAGUACCACCUAAUGCCGAAGUCUUGUUUAAAAUUGACCUCAUUGAUUUCUUGGACAAUGGUCAAGCUGAUAUGUACGAUGAAUUGAGCAAUGAGGAAAAAAAAAGAUUUCCCGUCGUUGAAAAAAUCAUAAGAGAUUUGAUGACUACUGCUGCAGAUACUUUUAAGCGCCAGAAAACAAAACAAGCUAUAAGAGAGUACAUGAGAGCUGUAAACUACUUGGAGUCAGCACGUCUAGAAAAUGACGAGGAAGAGCGAGAAAUGAACAGAUUGUUAACCAGAGCAUUAACAAAUUUAACAGUCUGCUACAAUAAGGUUUCAAAGCCAAAACUUGCUUGUGCCAUGUUUCAGAAACUACCUGUUAAAAAUGAUGGAAAAGCAUAUUUCCAGUAUGGGAAAGCUCUGUCGCAGUUGGGAGAUUAUGACGAAGCAAUGAAAGCAUUGCAGAAAGCUCACAACUUAUGCCCUUCAUCUGCAGACGUACUCAGAGAAAUUAGAGUGGUGGAAGAAAACAGGCAAAAGUACUUGGAUUACUCGAAACGUUUUGCUCAAAAUUCUUUAAAACUCAAACCAAGCAGUGAAACCGAUGAGUUUGAGCAAGUUGCUAUUGAAAUGUGCGAUUCUUUCAUUAAUGAUGAAAAUCUUAUGAAGCAACAAAUUCCACAUGGUCUAUCUAGCCAAGAACAGGAUUGUAUUCGUCGAGUAGCCGCUUUGCGCGGCUUAACAAUAACCAAAUUGAAUAGAUACAAUGAUGAAACUCUGUACCUUGCCAAAAAAAGUAUUUAUUCCCGAGAAAGGUUAUAAUGAUGUAUGAAUAAUUAACCAUAACAAUAUAUUUUAUUACUGUUACUUAAAUUUUUCAACCAACCAAUGAAAAGAUUUACAGUAUUGUCAAUAAGAUAUCAUAAGUAGCUGUGUAAAGAUUUAUAAUGUUGUACAGAGAAUUCCAUUGAA